AUGAAAACAGCCAAAGAGGCUCCAGUGUCGCCCAAGCCCAGGAACUCGAAGCUACAGCUUCACGUGAGCCGGAGGACAUCAAGCCGGGAAACUAAAUGCGAAGAGAUAGAAUCGAAAUCAUCGAGCUCCAGCUAUGUGGGCACACGCAGAAGAGGCAGGCCCCCCAAACAGAAAAGGACUCUAUACGGAGAACUCACGGUCAACUGUCGCAAGUGCGGAACUGCCACGAUCUAUAAUCCGGCUCGCACCAAGUUCUUCUCAUGUGCGGAGAUAGAUGUUCGCUUGCUUAAGGUGAAGCGCAUCUCGGCCAGAAAGGUGCUGGGUGGUGCCUAUCGCAAGGAACCGAAGAAGCGGACUGCUUAUACUUGUAGGAAACCCAUUGUUCCUUAA
This is a messenger RNA of Drosophila erecta, 390 nucleotides long. RefSeq lists its product as uncharacterized. The record is from RefSeq and is a predicted model, not a curated record. Bases 1 to 390 code for a protein of 129 amino acids. Lineage: Eukaryota; Metazoa; Arthropoda; Insecta; Diptera; Drosophilidae. The transcript has a single exon.